Messenger RNA from Pectinophora gossypiella (pink bollworm), 3266 nucleotides. RefSeq names its product nuclear distribution protein nudE-like 1 (gene nudE). Gene Ontology annotation, biological process: chromosome segregation; vesicle transport along microtubule; microtubule nucleation. Lineage: Eukaryota; Metazoa; Arthropoda; Insecta; Lepidoptera; Gelechiidae. Gene Ontology annotation, cellular component: kinesin complex; kinetochore; centrosome. The record is from RefSeq and is a predicted model, not a curated record. The coding region runs from base 246 to 1382 and encodes 378 amino acids. Gene Ontology annotation, molecular function: microtubule binding. The transcript has 7 exons.
UUGUCUUGUUUUGAAUGACGGAGUUCGCAGGAAUUGUGUCAUACGUUUUUUGCGUUUUUCUGUUUCAACGGCGAAUUUUCUAAUUGUAAAGGCUAUAAAAUCAGUUAUUACACUUCCCUACCUAAGAAAUCUCACGGAAUACUAUGUUAUUGUGCGUGGUAGAUUAGUAACAUUGGUUUGUUAUGAUUUCUUGAAGAUCUAUCCUUGAAAAUAUCGUUUGUUGAAAGUAACAAUACAUUUAAAACAUGGAAUCUCCAAAACAAUCUAUAUCUGAUCAAGUGGAAUAUUGGAAAAAACAAGCUAAACAUUAUGAGCAAAAGGCUAACGACAUUCAGCAAGAGUUAGACGAAUAUACAGAAAACUCAGCGCAGUUAGAAAAAGAAUUAGAAGCUUCAUUAGUACAAGUUGAAAAACAAAAUCGAGAUCUGGAACACCAAAAUCAGAGGCUAAAAAAUGAGAUUGAAAUGUUAAGAAAUAAACUAGAAAGGAGUCAACAUGAGACUAGUGCUCUGGAAAGUGAGUUGCAAGCACUGAAGAUGGAAAAGGACAAACAAGGAAUCUACAUUAGAGAAUUAGAACAGAAGAAUGAUGAUUUAGAAAGAGGCCAAAGGGUUAUAUCAGAGUCAGUAUCAUGUAUAGAAUCAUUACUAAACCAGGCAUAUGAGAGAAAUGCUGUAUUAGAAAGUGAAGUAGAUGAAAUAGAAAACUUGAGAGUCAAGCUGCAGAGGGCAACGGAUGAGGCUAGAGAUCUGAAACAGGAACUGAAAGUUAUUGAAAAGGUCCCACACAAGAAGGAGGACAGCAGUGAGAAUGACAAUUUAGUAAAUGGACAUGUUUCUAAUGCAAGGACUCAAGUGGAAAUUGAGACCCAGACUUCAAUAACAUCACCACAAAAAAGAGAAAUAAAUGGCAAUGCAAUGACUCCAUCAUCCCGAGUAACUGCUAUUAAUAUUGUUGGAGAUCUUCUUCGGAAAGUGGGGCUUGAAAGGUUUCUUUGCCGUGAAUGUGGUAAGGUCAAAUGCUCGUGUAACGUGACUGCGGCGGCGCCUGACCUGCCACCCGCAGAGCAACCUACCACGAGGAUUUCCCAUCAAAAGUCACUGAGUGACAUAGAAGACGACGCGAUAGAGUUCAGACGACCCAUACUUACACGCCAAUUCUCUGGACCGGAGAAUGUUGCGCCGCCGCCGUUUUCCCCCACCACACCCUUGUCACACAGAGCCAGUGAGCAGCCCUUCACUAGGUCGGGACAGGGGGAGAACGGGAAACUAAGACGAUCUUUUGCUGUGAGAUCCCGAGAAGGACUUGAAAACCUUUUAAGUUUGGCGUCUAUGAGAAAAAGCCACGAUCAGGGAAAGUCAAAACAAAUAGUACGACAAUAAUAAUUACAUAUCCAAAUGUAAAUCUAAUAUUGUUUUAUUAUAGUGUAAUGAAUAAUUAAUUUGUACCAUAGAAUUUAUUAUGACUUUCUUUUUUUGUGUUAGCUGCAUGCGUUUGCAUAUAACUACAUAUUAUUGUGAACUCCGUCAACUCAGUGCCAAUGCCAAUGGAUUUAUAUUUAAUAUCCAGACUGUAUAAUAGUAGCCUAUAAAUUAAAGUCAAUGAAACUUCAAUAGAGUUCAUAAUGUGCUAGAUAAUUUUACUGCAAAUGUAAUAUAAAUUACUGUUAUAAUUAUAGGUAGUUAAAUUACUAAAUAAGUAAUGUAAUUAGUUAAAUAAUUGAUAGUCACAAUAUACUAUAUCACUUUAGUUAAUUUGUAUAUAAAUCUUUCACCCACAUAUAUUUAAAAACAGGGAACUGAUAUAAUUAUAUGCCUUUGCAUUCAUCUGUAUAUAUCUGUACUUAGCAUGCACUAGUAUCUUUCAUGUUACCUGCAGCCGUAUCAUGGCAAACGCAUACCGCGCCAGACGCGAUAAUUGGGCCAAUACAAUUGGUUGGUUUAUUUAUCGCGACGCGCGCGAUAUGCGUGCGGCAUGCUGCGGGGGCUGGUGGUGGUAAAUAACGACGCUUAUCUUCCUAUCACCUACUAAUAUUAACAUCAUUCAUAUUGUGUACUUUUCUUCAUUGUAGGCUUUGGAAUCAAAGUUAGCGUCGUGUCGUGGUACUGUUAGACCUAAAGAGCAUUCUCCCAACCCGAGCGCCGACGUCAGUAAGGACUACAGGUGUGUACUCAAGAACUAGCCGUACCACAAGGUCCGUCUUCAGCGAACGCACGCGCACCAUGUAUAACCAGCGCAAUACGAAGUUCACGAUGUAUAUCAACGAAAAUAUUCUCAUAAGUAUCUAACUAAUAGCAUCAGAUAGUGUAGUGUAUAGACACACUACAAUAGUCAGCUUUUUUAAAAUCGUGUAACUUCUUAGCGCAUGUUAUGUAUAGUGAGACCAUAAACGUUGUAUCAGACAAAUCUAAACAUCGCUUCAUGAUAUUACUCUUGCUGAUAAUUUAUAAAGCUCAUGUUCUGUGAUUGACAUCACACUUUCCUAUUUUACUAAUAUCUGUGAUGAUAAUAAUGAAAUAGUUAAGCAACGAUAAAUUAAUGUAAUGGUUGAUUUUGGCCUACCCACCGGAGAUCCACAGCGAGACGCCGCACGUAAAUGUAUGUAUGUAGCAGCUUGCUUCUCGCACAGUGUUUCACUUAUCAAUCAAAUGUUGCAUUGCAAAAGAAUAAAAACACUUGUGUAUUAUAUGACGAUAAUCCUCAUUGGUAAAUCAGUUUUUGAUGAGAUGGGACUAAAAUAAUGCAUAUGGUGCAUAACAUAUUUAGUAUAAAAUCAGAAAAAGUUCGGACUCGUCUGGAAAUAUGUAAUGCUAGUUUAUAUUGGCAAACAAAAAUAUUUUGGAAAGAAUCUUUAUGUAAAUAUAAAGGAGAGGUAUGUAUGAAAUUGUUAACUAUAAUUAAAUUUUAUGAACUUAUAUUAUUUAGAUGUACUACUUGGUUUGCUAUGGUUUCGAUGUAACGGUUGUACUUCUGCAUUGGAAUGUGAUGAAUUAAACUGCUAUUUACUGGUUUAGUAUGUAGCUGUUGUACAAAGAUGGUCAGAUAUAUUAAAUGUUUCAUAACUUGCUUAUCGUCAUGAUACUUUUGAAAGUGAUUUCAUUUUAACGAAUCGACUUUAUUUUUUAAAGCUGUUAUUAUUUUAAAGCUACAGUUAAUUGGUGGUCACCACAAGUAGAUCGAAUUAUUAUCACAGAUCAACUACAAAAUUAUAUAUUUUUUAAAUCAAAUCAUUUUAAUAGCUUCAAAUGUAACUGGUUAUUUUUUUA